GCUUGGAAAUGCCCCGGAAGCGGAAGCCCGGGAAGGCGCUCACAUUUGCAAAGCCGCGACGGAGCAGUUCGCCGCGCGAGUCGACGGCUAGGAAGAGGAGAAGGGCCCAGCCAUGAGCCUCUUAAACAAGCCCAAGAGUGAGAUGACCCCAGAGGAGCUCCAGAAGAGGGAGGAGGAAGAGUUCAACACGGGGCCCCUCUCUGUUCUCACCCAGUCCGUCAAAAACAAUACUCAGGUGCUAAUCAACUGCCGAAACAACAAGAAACUGCUUGGCCGGGUCAAAGCCUUUGACAGGCACUGCAACAUGGUGUUGGAAAACGUUAAGGAGAUGUGGACAGAGGUGCCCAAGAGUGGGAAAGGCAAGAAGAAAUCGAAACCUGUCAACAAGGACCGCUACAUCUCCAAGAUGUUCCUGCGUGGAGAUUCGGUCAUUGUGGUGCUGCGGAACCCCCUAAUCGCUGGCAAAUAAUAGGCUGUCAGCAGGCUGUAGGUGCUUGAGAGCCUAGUCCAGUAAAGUGGUCUAAUCAAGAAACCAACAAGAGGCAUUUAAAAGUAUUUUUGAGCAAAGAAUAUACAGUACCCCAAUGAAGGAAAGUGCAAGGCUUCUUGCUAUUCAUAGAGGUGAUAAUGACAUUUCCAAUCCCCAGACACCUGGUUAUGUUCGUAUAUGUUGCCUGAUGACCUUUUCUUUUGUAAUAAACAUUUUGUUAAAAUCCUC
Podarcis raffonei (Aeolian wall lizard) is the source of this 718-nucleotide messenger RNA. RefSeq names its product small nuclear ribonucleoprotein D2 polypeptide (gene SNRPD2). The transcript is spliced from 3 exons. Gene Ontology annotation, cellular component: catalytic step 2 spliceosome; precatalytic spliceosome; U1 snRNP. Gene Ontology annotation, molecular function: RNA binding. NCBI's taxonomy places the organism in Eukaryota, Metazoa, Chordata, Lepidosauria, Squamata, Lacertidae. The record is from RefSeq and is a predicted model, not a curated record. Gene Ontology annotation, biological process: spliceosomal snRNP assembly; RNA splicing. Bases 113 to 469 code for a protein of 118 amino acids.